Molecule: messenger RNA, 1374 nt
Organism: Fraxinus pennsylvanica
Lineage: Eukaryota; Viridiplantae; Streptophyta; Magnoliopsida; Lamiales; Oleaceae
Source: the annotation of a GenBank genome assembly
AUGGCUGUCAAGAUUACAUGGAAAACUCUCCUGCCUACUUGUUUCCAGUCCAAGAGCCUCGCUCUGGAUUCCAAAAGUCGAGUUUCUAAACAAAAUUCUGAUAAGAGGCUAUCGCUUUCUGAUAUAAGUGAUUCCGGUUCCCUACUCUCUGCCAGUGACCUCUCUAACUCUAUUAUCGGAUCAAAUCUCCACAUUUUUACACUAACAGAACUCAAACUGAUUACUAAUGACUUUUCGUCAAGUAAUUUUCUUGGAGAAGGUGGUUUUGGACCAGUGCACAAAGGAUUCAUUGACGACAAGUUUAGGCCUGGGCUGAAGGCUCAGCCUGUUGCUGUCAAGUUACUCGAUCUGGAUGGCACCCAGGGUCAUCGAGAGUGGCUGACUGAAGUCAUCCUUCUUGGACAAUUGAGGCAUCCCCAUCUUGUGAAAUUGAUUGGAUAUUGUUGUGAGGAUGAACACAGGCUUCUUGUAUAUGAAUACAUGGCCAGAGGCAACCUCGAAAAUCAAUUAUUCAGAAGGUAUUCCGCUGCCUUGCCAUGGUUGACAAGGAUAAAAAUUGCAGUUGGUGCUGCAAAAGGCUUGGCGUUUCUUCACGGGGAAGAUCAACCAGUAAUAUACCGGGAUUUCAAGACUUCAAAUAUCCUAUUGGAUUUUGACCAUACUGCUAAGCUUUCAGAUUUUGGACUGGCCAAGGAUGGACCAGAAGGAGAUAACACACAUGUCUCAACACGUGUGAUGGGCACUCAUGGCUAUGCCGCUCCUGAGUAUGUCAUGACUGGUCAUUUGACAACGAUGAAUGAUAUAUACAGCUUUGGAGUUGUUCUAUUAGAGCUGAUGACAGGAAAAAGGGCAGUGGAUAAGAGCCGUCCAAGUAGAAAGCAAAACUUGGUAGAAUGGGCAAGGCCUCUUUUGAAGGAUUCCCGUAAUCUUGACAGAAUAAUGGACUCAAGACUCGAAGGUCAAUACUCAACUGAAGGCGCUAAGAAAGUGGCUGAACUGGCUUAUCAUUGUUUGAGCCACUCUCCCAAAUGCAGGCCAACAAUGAAUAAUGUGGUGAAAAUCUUGGAACUUGCCUUGGAGUUCAACAAUAUCCCAGUUGGGUCCUUUAUGUGUAUUGUUUCCCCGGAAGGCAAAAAGAAAGAGGGCGAUCUAAAGACAAAUGAAAAUGAUGAAAAUGUGGCCAAAUUGAAUGGGAAUGGAAAUCUAGGACGUCAAGAAAAGGAGGAAGUAAAGAAAAGGAAAGGUUAUAGGCACAGGCAUCGAAUCAGGUCUCGUGCUGUCUACUCUGAUACUGCUUUAUACAGAACUAUAAAGAACCAAAGAAAAUCUCCCAAUAACAAGGACCUCAGCCUGAGGAAUGCAAAUUGUCCUUAA